AUGUCCACUCCUGUCUCUGAGCCCCUUCAUGCCACUGGCCACGCCGCCGGCACCACCGCCACUGGAGCCACUCCUACCGGCACUGCCGGUACCACCACUUCUGCUGGACACACCAGUGCCACCCCCGGCGCUUCUUCCACCGGCCCCAAGAAGGGUUUUGUGCAGGCUCUUGAGCCUCUGUUCAAGACCCCCCAGUUCAUCUGGUUUGUCGGCCACCUUCUCGUCCUCGUCGGAUGCUUUUUCUACGUCCUUGCCACCCUCCCCUUCUUUCGAGUUGGCAAGUUCUCCAUCUUCUGGUACCGAGAAAUUUUCCUCUCUGUCAUCGCCACCUUUGGAAUCAUCAUCUUCGAGACCUACAAGGGCAAGCCUCUGAACCCCCAGGCUCUCGCCCGAGACGACAACGUCACCUACCUUCUGGUUGCCUUCCUGUGGCUCGUCAGCAAGCCCACCUACGGCACCUUCCUGCCCUUUGCCAUUUUCUCUCUCUUCCAUGUUCUGACCUACGUGCGAGGCUUCAUUCUGCCUGCCCUCGGCUACCCCGGCAACGCUGGCCUCUCUCUCCAGAUUGACAACUUUGUCAAGACCUACAACGACAAGUUCAUGUUCACCGCUGCCAACUUGGAGUUCAUGAUGUUCUUGGGUCUGAUUAUCAAGGCCAUCACCUUCCAGCGAGGCUCUUGGAUCAAGCUCAUCAUCUUCUUUGUCUUCCUGCGUCUGCGAUACGCCCAGUCUCUGUUCACCCGAUCCGUUGUCGGUUCCUGGGAGGUCCGAGUCGAUGGCCUGCUGUCUCACCCUGCCGUUCCUCCUCAGGUCAAGCAGACCUGGGUCACUGUCAAGCACCAGCUGCGAAAGACCCUCGGAGGUGCCGGUGCCCCUGUCACCCAGGAGCAGCGAGCUCAGUAA
Messenger RNA from Yarrowia lipolytica CLIB122, 903 nucleotides. RefSeq lists its product as uncharacterized. NCBI's taxonomy places the organism in Eukaryota, Fungi, Ascomycota, Dipodascomycetes, Dipodascales. The record is from RefSeq and is a predicted model, not a curated record. Gene Ontology annotation, biological process: membrane organization; endoplasmic reticulum tubular network organization. Gene Ontology annotation, cellular component: membrane; endoplasmic reticulum.